AUGGCUUCUCACGCCCUCCACCAAGCCCCAGGCUCGUCAGCUGACCGGACAUUCGUCAAUGCGGCAGCGUUAGACAUCGCCACCUCAUUCUUCAAUUGUUGCUGGCUGGACCUGUCCGAGGGGGCCUCAUACGCGACCACGGUGCCAGUUUGCGUAUGCGUGCUGCUGCAGUUGUUCUUCCUGAGCGCCGCCUUCUGCUGCUCAAGACCGCGGAGGAAUCUGUCCCCCGGGCACUUACAGCGGGCCAGGACGCAGCUGUCCACUCGGUGGGCCUCGCUGCUGGUGCUGGCGAGCAGCGUCCUUUCGUGGGCCAGUGGCGUGGCGGCCGAGCACCAGCGUAGCCGAGGCCUGUACGUCUGCUUCUCCGUCUCCACCAUCCUGCUAGGAGUGCUCAUCGCCACUCUCAGGAUCACUACCGAGGAUCAGGUGCGUUGGCGGUUGCUGACCAAGGUGGGCCUGAGCAACGCGGUUGCCAACGUGUCCUCCCCGCCGGGCUCGUCGGUGCGGACCUGGUCUCGCGAAACCUUGAGCAGCACGAACAGCUUUCCAAACAACAGCCCCAUGUCCACGUCAGCUACUCCAGAUGCCUCGGCGCACCGCCUUAAGGUCUUCAACCCGGCCUUCAAGUAAUGGUGUCUUCUUGAAUUAGCGUAUCCCAGAAUGAGUGAAGGAAACAAAACAGAUAAGAAAGAACUCGUCAGAAAGAACAUAAGCCAGAUGGGGCGCUUCUUGGUCUUAUGUUUUUUCUUGCAUGUUUUUUUUUUUUGUACAGCUUCCUCCACUCAUUCUGAGUUGCACUAAUCGAAGAAGACGUCAUGGAAUACCAUCUCGCCCGAACCGCCACCCUUGGGGACUUCAAGUAAUGGCUGCACCUGAGAACUCUCUAAAAGAACGACACGUAGCGACAUAAUUUUGGAAAACGCUGACGAUGGUACUCGACAUGUGCCCAGGAUUCGCAACGAUGCUGGAACACUGUUUUGUUGACCCUCCGUGAGCCGACAAUAUCUUACUGUGGUAGUUUGCGUACGCAAAGCGCUACGCCCAAAUUGCGUUCUUUUGUUCUCAUUUGGGGUUCUUUUGUAAGUCCUGUGCUUAGCGGCCUCUAGCUUUACGUAUGCGAAAUGUAAAUCUCCGUAACGAAGGGACAGCUAAGGAGGCAAAGCAUGCA
This is a messenger RNA of Dermacentor andersoni, 1168 nucleotides long. Lineage: Eukaryota; Metazoa; Arthropoda; Arachnida; Ixodida; Ixodidae. The record is from RefSeq and is a predicted model, not a curated record.